AUGUCACUUAGUGAAGUCGACCCCAACGCCGAUCUUAAGACUGACCCGACUGAAGCCAUUCCGAAGGGUUAUGGAAGCUGGAGCUCCCUAUCUCGAGCAUUAAGCGCUACCGUGGUAGAAGCACUGGACGCUUCUCUCGAACUAGACGUAGAUCAGCCAGGAGCUAGACUAGUCAUUCCUUUUGGUACCAUCACCGUUUUGGCAAUGGUGCAAGUAAUUGUCGACCUGGUUGUGGCCACCCGAAGGCAUUCCACAGACCGCAGUAGGGAACCUUCACGCCAGCUAGUGGUGGCAACAGCUGCUUCUGGCCACUCUUAUGGUCGCCUACUUUACGUCUGCGAUUCUUCAGCCACUUUUUACUUCUUGGUUGACACCGGUGCCAAUGUCAGUGUUAUUCCUCGUGAAGCUGACAAACGCAACCUAAUUUCAACCAGGCUGACAUUACAGGCGUCGAACAAUACCAAGACCCGUACACACGGCCAGAAAAUGUUGACUCUCAACCUUGAUCUUCGUUGA
Messenger RNA from Dicrocoelium dendriticum, 516 nucleotides. NCBI's taxonomy places the organism in Eukaryota, Metazoa, Platyhelminthes, Trematoda, Plagiorchiida, Dicrocoeliidae. The record is from the annotation of a GenBank genome assembly.